Xiphophorus hellerii (green swordtail) is the source of this 550-nucleotide messenger RNA. Its product is annotated as glycoprotein hormone beta-5-like. The record is from RefSeq and is a predicted model, not a curated record. Lineage: Eukaryota; Metazoa; Chordata; Actinopteri; Cyprinodontiformes; Poeciliidae. Gene Ontology annotation, molecular function: hormone activity. The transcript has 2 exons. Gene Ontology annotation, biological process: G protein-coupled receptor signaling pathway; regulation of thyroid hormone receptor signaling pathway. Gene Ontology annotation, cellular component: cytoplasm; extracellular region. Bases 83 to 472 code for a protein of 129 amino acids.
GCUAAAUACAAAUAUUUUAGCGCUUUAUUUAACCAAAACUAGUGAGUUGUAACUGUUUUCAUGUGUUUCCAACAUACCCAGCAUGCCGCUGCGUCUCCUUUCCCUCUCCGUACUCCUCCUCCUUGUUGCCGCGGCAACCGUGGUGUGCGUCUCCAUGACAACGCCGCUCCAGAGUUUCCGGGGCUGCGCAGUGCGCGAGUUCUCCUUUGUGGCCCAGAAGCCAGGCUGUAAGGGGCUGCACAUCACCACGGAGGCCUGCUGGGGGCGCUGUCAUACCUGGGAGAGACCGAUAAUCGAGCCCCCGUACAUCCACCGACACCACCGCGUCUGCACCUACAGCCGCAUCCGACACAUGACGGCCCGGCUGCCGGGCUGCCUGCCCAACGUCUCCCCUCUCUACCACUACCCAAUGGCUCUGCAAUGCCACUGCACCUUCUGCUCCAUGGAGGACACAGAGUGUCAGACCUUCUGAUAGAUACCUGUUUUUAAUCAAUAAAAAGGAUUGCUGCUUAUGCACAGGAGCUGAAUAAAAUGAUUUUAAAAAACUGCA